AUGGUGCGUCGCGCACUGGCCGGUGUCCUCGGCGAACUUGCCCUAUCAAUGGUCGGUUGUCCGCCGGAGCGGGAUCGUUCCUCGGCCGCCCAAGAAGUUGACCGUCUCCUCUCCGAGUCCCAGUCCGAGAGCUCGGAAUCCCUAAACUUCCUGGUUGGCGGCGGCAGUGGCGGCAAAGCUGACCCGAGCGGAACAAAGCGCGAUGGCAGCCCCGGAUUGACACCCAACGCGACCGUUACAACCCUGCCUCGUCUGGAGGAGACGCCGGAGGUGCUGGCGGCCCGAAAACAGAUCGUCUCAGUCCUGCUGCCCCUCUUCAACACUCUGGCCUAUGACGACCAAGAAUCGGUGCGCAUCUUGGCGCUGGAGUCCACGGUAGCCUUCGCCCGAGCCCUCAGCCCAGAGGAGUGUGAGGAACACCUCAUCCCGGCGGUGCUCAAGGCCAUUGCCUUCAAAUCGUGGCGAGCCCGCUGUCUGCUGGCCAACAAAUUCACUGACCUUCAGCUCGCAGUUGGUCCCGAGGUCACCAAACGCUGUCUCCUGGUAAGUUAGGCCGUUUGAAAUUUCCCCUCUACCGAACUUGCUAUGCACUGUUUUUCAACUCAGAGACAUGCCUAGGGCGCACAGCCCCACCACCGUCAGAUAAAGUGCGUGACUGAUUUCAUGAAAUGAUGGUCGAAAUUCUGAAAUGCGUUUUCGACUAGGAAGGGUUACUUAGGUGGGGUUGUACUAUUGAUUAUCAUGCGGCAAAAUCCUAUAAUAUUUUCGACUCGCUAGGAUAUCGGCUUUCGAAUGCACUUCUUUUCGACCUCCUGAAGAAACCACACUCGGCAAAAAAAUGACUGCUUAACUAGCAUGCAUUUUUCACAUUGAUUUUCGAUGGUCUUUUAAAUUCAAAUAUAUUUUAUGGAAAACUUGGACAAAGGCAUGUUUUCUUUUACUUGCUUGAUAGAAAAUCACAUGGUCUUUACACUUUUUACCCCAAGAAAAGUUAUCUUUCGGUUUUAGAAAAUUUUCUAAUUAUGAGAUUUUUAAAAUUGUGCGAUGUCCCUACAUACAGCGUCGCACGUGUCCUUUUACCACCGCCCCUCAUAAAAUGUACAACAUAGUCCGCAUCCUUUGCAACAGUAUCUGAACUGUAUAUGGUAUCUUCUUAAAGGCGUAGAGGAAUAUAUGAUUUUCCUUACACGGAAAGCAUGCACCUUGUAGACUGCAACAGCUAAACGCUAAUGCAACGGCCGAUCAGGCUUGAAAUUAUUCGAGAAUUGGGAAACUUUCGAAGCCAAAAUAUACACUUUUUCGGUACCAAAUGUAAAGACAAUGUGAUUUUCUACCAAAUGAGUAAAAGAAUGCACACUCGAUAUGAAAGAUCGGUGCGCCCAUAGUCUGAAAACGAGCUGCACCAGUCUCGAAAAUGUUCACAAUAAACGUUACAGUUUCGCGAAGAAUUUCAUCUUUCCAAAUUAAAUUUUUUGGGAUGUUUGUUUUUCAAGUCAUAUAUAUAUAUAUGUGUGUGUUAUUAUCGACAAAGACAAGGAAGACUGGAAUGACCACUUCUGGCCUAUUAGCCGUUGUCAGGCACAACGGAACGAGUGACUUCCGUAAGAACGAUCGGUGAGUGCCCCUACCAUUUUAUUUUCCCGAUCGAAACCGACAGGGCAACGGGCUCGUGGCCCAGUGGUUAGAGGCGUGGACAGGUCGCGAGUUCGAGCCUCGGGUGUUCCACACAUCGGGGUUGGGUAUGACUGGUUGACGGCGGCUAGUAAGCCAGAAAUAGUCAUUCCAGUCUCCCUUUUCUUUGUUGGUAAUAUCAUUCUGCCUGUAUCAUGCGCCGCUGUGCGGCUGCUGGUUAGGCUCGAGAGAGAGAGUCCAUAAGACACAACGGAACGAGUUAGUUUCUUAAGAACGAUCGGUGAACGCCCCCUACCAUUGUAUAUUCCCGAUCGAAAACCGACAGGGCAACGGGCUCGUGGCCCAGUGGUUAGAGGCGUGGACUUCUAACAAAACAGGCCGCGAGUUCGAGCCUCGGGUGUGCCACACUUCGGGGUUGGGUAUGACUGGCUGACGACGGCUAAUAAGCCAGAAAUGGCCAUUCCAGUCUCCCUUGUCUUUGUCGGUAAUAUCAUUCUGCAUAUAUAUAUAUAUAUGCAAGUCAAGUGGGCGUUUGACCCUCACUGUUGUGGUUAGGAUCUCACUCGAUCCGGCGUUUCGGUGGGUUCCCCAGCGUUCUCUAUGAGGUUUCUGGUAUAUCAACUCCAGAGAAGGAUCAAUCGAAUAAAUUUAGACUUUAUUCUGUACAGGACAUGGAAUCAAGUCUGCGGGGCAUGACGUUUUAGGGUCGGAUUCGACAUUUCAGUGAACAUUUGAGUCGAAGACAAUAGACUACCGUGAAAUAGCUACGUAAUGCGCAUUCUACAAUAUAUACGGAAAGCUGAAAUUACUACUUCUGACUUCGUCAGCCUGUUUUACCCCAAGCCUCCCCCCGUCCCGGCGGACCCAACGCCCGAAUCAAGGUUAUUAGGCCAGAAGCUGUUUUCAUCGAACUACAGACCCACGUCCUGUCGACUGCAAACAGCAAUAUUCGAAGUCGGCUGAGGGUGAAGCCCACCGGCCUAUCCUAGUUGUAAGGCUGAAUCUACACUUUCCAUUUUUUCCCGAUCUCCCAGUCUACUUAAUUACUAUCUCUGCUUUGCGCUGCCACCCAUCGCCGGUGGCAGAAAUCUACACACACACGCAAAAGAGCACGGCGUUUAUUUGUCUCUCUGUGUGUGGUCGAUCAGGCGAUGUUCACGCGAUUGUUGUUGUGGCGUCCCUGCAUCACCAAUAGCGGUGGUUGCCCGGCAACGGCAUCCAUUAGUACAAUUACUAAGCGAGCUUUUUUAACUGUCACUUUAUUAAACUGAAGUCAUAGCGCCUGGUAAGCAGUAGGGGAAGUCCCUGCUAAAGCUGGCCAUUUUCCAGUGGGAGCCAUGAUUCAAACAAUUCGCAGCUCCUUCGCAUGUACACUCCACACUAUGAGCACUCUAACUUGAUUAAACUGUGGUCCAAUACACCAAGUGAGACAAGGAAAUUAUAAAUUUCUUCCCUACACUGGUGUCUUCAUGUCGGGCGCACCAAUGUCUGACAUACAGAGGGUCGGGGUGGUAUGCUGUUCCUCAUGAUUUCAGUCCAGAUGUUCCCUUAAGCCGUAUGAACAGUCUUCAUUCCUGGCACAGAGAGCAUUUCAAUUCGAAAAUACGGAACCUAGAAUUUCGGUAUUUGUGGAAGGCCACUGGCUCCAGUCUGCGCAGACCCUCCUGCACUUUUGAUCCGAUUCCCUUCCCUGCAGACGCGCUGUUAGGCGCCGAAACUCAUGAAAUAUCGACUGCAUGGGAGGGACUACUCAGUUGUAAUUUCAGUACUACUCGGCAUGGAGCAUAAUCCGAAGUUAAUUUUUGCACGACACGAAGUUGACUUUCGGACAUUUCUUCACUCACGUAUGUUAACAGUCUGCCUGGAAGAGUCGCCGCUUCAGUCCGAUGUACUCCUUUAGAUGCCCACCCAAGUCCGGUCACAUUUUGUGUAAAGGACGCACGAAAGCGUUAUUUAUUUUGAAUUUCGAACUCGAAGAGCGGGACCAUUUGGUUCAUAAUUAUGGGAAUGGUUGAGGUUCGGACGUGGAUUUUUGCAUCGACUGAAAUUUAUCGUUUGUAAAGGAGGCGCUUUUCAGCAUGUGCGCAGUCGGUAUCAAUUACGGUAUUGCAUGAACACUGGAGUGCUUCUUGAUAGGCCCACAAAUAACUAUGUAAAUUUAUUUUCGGGCUACCUUCAAACCUUACUGAAUCCGUCGCAACGAGGAGAACAAUUGUGACGCGCCGAAACUCGCGAAGUAUUGACUGCAAUUUUCAAACAGACUCCCUUCAGAUUGACAAAGUCGAGAGAUCAGGGUUGAUUAUUUGAAGAACGUAGGCUCUCCGGAACAGGUUUAUUUAACUGCUGACGUUUCAAAGAGCUGGGUCGGCUCUCCAUUGUCAAAGCGUAAACUGCACUUAAUCGAUCAGAAAUUUAAUUUUAAGUGGCAGUGUUGUGUUGCUCGGCCUCACGCUGAUCGCUUUUUCUCCCCUCUCGCUGCCUAGACCUCUCGGGAUAUGGUUGACGGGCGUUUUGCCUGUGUGCUUUGUGAGUCAACACUCCGUCGAGGGCAGCUGAUUGCAUCUUUGUUGGGCGGUCGGUCUGGCGGUUCCUGUUCU
Molecule: messenger RNA, 4229 nt
Organism: Spirometra erinaceieuropaei
Lineage: Eukaryota; Metazoa; Platyhelminthes; Cestoda; Diphyllobothriidea; Diphyllobothriidae
Source: the annotation of a GenBank genome assembly